AUGGGCAGAGAGAAUACAAAUUACCGUCUCGCUGUUCCUCUGAGAAAACGUGUAGCAAUUGCUCUCUGGAAGCUGGCCACCGGCAGCGGAUAUAGGUCCAUCAGCCACCUUUUUGGUGUUGGUAUAAGCACAGUGUUCAACUGUGUUGAGGAUUUCUGCGACGCUGUCAUAAAUGUCCUGCUUCCUCGACACAUUGCUACUCCAGAUGCUGCCAAGCUCAUUGAAAUGGCCACAUUUUUCCGUAACCGCUGGAGAAUACCACAGUGUGUUGGCGCAAUAGACGGAAGCCACAUCCCUAUAAUUGCACCUGAGGAGUAUCCCCGGGACUAUAACAGGAAAGGGUGGCACGCGAUCGUCUUACAAGGAGUUGUGGAUGGGAAAGGCCUGUUUUGGGAUGUGUGUGUGGGCUAUGCAGGGAGUGUGCAUGAUGCUCGAGUGCUAAGGCAGUCCCAUCUAUGGGAGCUACUAAAUGAUGGGGAAUUACUGGGAAAGACCAAAAUGGCCAUCUCUGGCAUUAACGUUGGACACUAUUUAAUUGGUGACCCGGCUUACCCCAUGCAGAACUGGCUUAUGAAGCCCUUCUCCGACACUGGCAGACUGUCAGCAGAGCAACACACGUACAACUACAGACUGAGCAGUGCGCGCUCAGUUGUAGAGAUGGCUUUUGGGAGACUAAAGGGGCGAUGGAGAUGUCUCCUCAAAAGAAAUGACUGCAAGCUGGAGCUGAGCAAGACGAUGACCUUGACCUGCUGUGUACUUCAUAAUAUUUGUGAAGAGCAUGGUGACAAUUUCAUUGAGGAGCACGACAGGCAGUUCAACAUUCAGCCUCCGGGUCAGGCAUUGCCUGAGCAUGGUGAGCUGGAAGGGGCAGACAUUAGGGCAGCCAUAAUGAGCUACUUCAACAGAAGAGAAGAAUAA
Messenger RNA from Hypomesus transpacificus, 918 nucleotides. RefSeq lists its product as uncharacterized. The transcript has a single exon. The record is from RefSeq and is a predicted model, not a curated record. Lineage: Eukaryota; Metazoa; Chordata; Actinopteri; Osmeriformes; Osmeridae. Bases 1 to 918 code for a protein of 305 amino acids.